AUGCUGCUGAUGCGGCUGAUGCUGCUGAUGCUGAUGCUGGGCCUGUGGCUGCCCAGCGUCCGCGCGGCCGCCCCGCCGCCGUCCGAGCCGCGCGCCGCGCUGCCGGGCGUGGAGCAGCUGCUCGAGGAGUUCGGGCGGCAGCUGCGGCAGGACGAGCCGGAGCCGGAGCCGGAGUCGCAGCCGGAACCGGAGCCGCAGGGAGGCUGCCCCGGCCCGCGCGGCGAAAGCCGCGGCGGCUACAGCGUCCUGCACGACACCAUCAUCCGCACCCGGGACUCCCUGGCGGCCGGCGCCAGCUUCCUGCGCGCGCCGGCGGCCGUGCGCGACGGGGCCGAGCCGCGCUGCUCCGUGGCCGUGGUGGAGCGGCCCGCGCGGCCCCUGCCCGCCGCGGGCGCGCUCGGCUGCUACCUGUUCAACUGCACCGCGCGCGGCCGCAGCGUCUGCAGGUUCGCCGCGCACCGCGGCUACAGCAGCUACAGCCUCCGCCGGGCCCCGCGCGGCCGACCCGCGCCCCCGCCGGGUAAGCGCGCCCCGCUCCCCACCCUCAUCCCCACCUCGGAGCGCACCCUCGGGCCCCUCGGCGUCUAG
Molecule: messenger RNA, 588 nt
Organism: Sorex fumeus (smoky shrew)
Lineage: Eukaryota; Metazoa; Chordata; Mammalia; Eulipotyphla; Soricidae
Product: low-density lipoprotein receptor-related protein 11-like
Exons: 1
Coding region: 1-588 (195 amino acids)
Source: RefSeq, a predicted model, not a curated record